AUGUUGCCUAUUGGAUGUCAAUAUAUAAAUUUUAGUGGUGCAACAGAAGGUACAGUCAUACAAAUGUUUCAUGUUGUAACAAAAGAUAAUGGACUAUCAGAAUCAGGUACAGUUCCAUCAGGUCAACCGAUGCCUUAUUUUCGAUGUCAUAUAUUGAAUAAAUUUCUUCAAAUUAUACCAAUCGGAUACAUAGGUGAAUUUUUUCCAAGUGGACCUAUUAUGAAUAGUUACUUAAACAGGCCUGAUCUUAAUAGCAAAUCAUUAGUUCAACUUCCAGAUGAAUCUGGUAAAAGUUAUAGAACAGGUGAUUUAGCUCGAUUAAUACCUUCAACUAGUAAAAUUCAAUUAUUGGGUCGUAAUGAUUUUCAAGUGAAAGUAAAUGGACAACGGGUAGAAUUAGAAGAAAUUCAAGCAGUUAUUUAUCAAUCUAAUCCAUCAAUUUCUAACUGUGCUGUCGUUAAAGUAGUUGAACGUGGACGAGACCAUUUAAUUGCAUAUAUACAAUUAAAAAAAACAUCUAAAUCAGUUCCAUUUGAUGAAAAAUUAAUUCAUACUAGUUGUCAAGAUCAUUUACCACAAUUUAUGGUUCCAUCUCUUUUUAUUCUAGUUGAUCAAUUACCAUUUAAUUCUAAUGGAAAAUUAGAUAAAGCAGCACUUCCUAAACCUAAUCUAUCAUCAUUACUUUUACCAACACAUAAUGAUGAAAUUUCUAAUGAUCAAGACAAUGAAAUAUCAAUGACAAAUGAACAACAGCUUGUACAUGAUCUUUGGUGUGAUAUAUUACAAUUGGAUGUAGACUCAAAAAUACCUAUUAACCGUUCAUUUUUCUCAUUGGGUGGUAAUUCAUUAGCUAUACUGUGUCUCUUUGUGCAAUAUCAAAUAAAAUUUUCUCUUGAUACAACAUCUUCAUCAUUUAAUAUUUCUUCUUUAUUUCGUCAAUCAACUAUUGCUGAACAUACUCAAAUUCUUCAACAAUGGCUUAAUCAUACUUCUUCUCAAACUCAUCAACCAACUCAAUUAUGGUCAACUCUAAAUAUUUGUCAAGCUGAAGCAUCAUAUGGUCAACAACGUAUUUUUGUUGAUCAGACUAUUCGUUUUUCAAAUGAAACAUCUGUUUAUAAUGUUCCUUUAGUUUAUCGUAUGAUAUCUAAUUCGAAUGGUCAACAGAUUACAAUUGAUCGAUUACGUCAAGCUAUUGAUGGAAUUAUUGCUAAACAUGCUAUAUUUCGAACAUCAUUAGAUUGGAAUAUAAAUACAAAUGUUUUAGUUCAAUCUAUUUAA
Messenger RNA from Adineta steineri, 1281 nucleotides. NCBI's taxonomy places the organism in Eukaryota, Metazoa, Rotifera, Eurotatoria, Adinetida, Adinetidae. The record is from the annotation of a GenBank genome assembly.